CAUUGGUCUGGACUCGCUUUGGUAGGCAGCUGACGGUGGGCAAAGCAGUUUACUAUAGUUUAUAUAAAAAAAGGCCUUUAACUUUUCCUGUGUGGAGGAACAAUACAUGUCCAGACCACGAUGAGGGUGAUAAUUUGCUGCGGUGCUUUGCUGCUGCUCGUCCUCAUUCCCAGAGCCUGUCAAGGGGGCAACAUCUUGGUCUUUCCCAGUGAAGGCAGCCACUGGAUAAACAUGGAUAUUCUACUUCAAGCUUUGCACUCGAAAGGACACAAUGUAACUAUUGUGCGUUCUAGCAAAAGCUGGUACAUCAAGGAGAAAUCCUCUCAUUACAAUACCUAUACAGUCCAAGUGGAGAGGAGCUUGGAUCAGAAGUUCAUUACAGAAAUCAUAUCUAAGGCCAUAGCAUUUGAAAGGGGGGCUCUUCCAUUGACCAGUUUUCUUUACAUGACUUUCGGAAUGUUCGGCACAUUUGUUGAUGCUCACGCAGCUGUGGCUGAAUAUGCAUCAGCAAUGCUAGAUGACCAAGAAUUGAUGAGAAACAUGAAGGACAGCAGGUUUGACCUGGUACUCGCCGACCCCUGCUGGGGCGGUGGAGUCAUUUUGGCCAAAUAUUUGAACCUUCCUUUGGUUUAUAAUGUUAGGUGGGUAAUAGCUGGAGAGGGUCAUCUUGACAUUGCUCCUUCACCUUUAUCAUAUAUUCCUAUAACGGGAUCUGGAAGCACUGAUAAGAUUACCUUUUUUCAGAGAGUUAAAAACAUCGGUUUGCAUCUAUUAACCCUGAUACAAAAUCAGCUGGUGACAAAGCUUGUAUACCAGAAAAUGUGUGACAAAUAUCUUGGGCCCAAUAAUGACUUUCACCAGUUAGUGCUUGAUGCAGACAUUUGGCUCAUGAGAAUGGACUUUGUUUUUGAGUUCCCUCGACCCACCAUGCCUAAUGUUGUCUAUAUGGGAGGGUUCCAGUGCAAACCAGCAAAACCUCUUCCUGAACACCUGGAGGAGUUUGUACAGAGUUCUGGUGAGCAUGGGGUCAUCCUCAUGUCUCUGGGGACUUUUGUGAGUGAACUUCCUGCUGAUGUAACAAACGUGAUCGCGGCAGCUUUUGCUAAAUUGCCCCAGAAAGUGAUCUGGAGGCAUAAAGGUGACAGACCAGCCACUCUGGGCAACAACACUUUGAUAGUCGACUGGAUUCCACAGAAUGAUCUUUUAGGACAUCCCAAGAUGAAACUAUUUGUAGCUCAUGGAGGAACAAACGGAGUUCAAGAAGCAAUGUAUCACGGAGUCCCAGUUGUGGGUCUACCCUUGUUUUUCGACCAAUUUGACAACCUUCUGCGCCUAAAAGAGAGAGGGGCGGCUACACUUCUUACCAUUAAUACAGUGGAUAAAGACAACAACUUCCUGGAGGCCAUACAGGAAGUCCUGAAUGAGCCCUCCUACAGGAUGAACAUGCAGAGACUCUCCAGGCUGCACAGAGAUCAGCCAAUGAAGCCGCUGGACCGCGCCAUCUUCUGGAUAGAGUUUGUCAUGAGACACAAAGGUGCAGCUCACCUGAGAACAGAGUCCUACAGAAUGCCCUGGUAUUCCUACCACUCUGUAGACGUCAUACUAUUUUUACUUACAAUUGCAUUUCUUAUAUUGUUAUUUUUUGCUGUGUUGGUAUGGUCAUGCUUUAGAUUGUGUUUGAAAAGAAAAGUGAAAUCUGACUAACCAGGAAAGAUGAUUUUCAUAUUGGUUAAUUAUAUAUUGUUACAUGAUAGUCAAUCUGCCUGUGAUCAGUUGAAUAGUGACUUGUAUUUUCUUUUGAACUGUACUUUGAGUUGACUGCAAGUGACUUGAAAUUUUCUAGAACAAUAUGUAAAGAAAUAAAAUGUAAACUUAAAAAGA
Messenger RNA from Perca fluviatilis (European perch), 1881 nucleotides. Its product is annotated as UDP-glucuronosyltransferase 2A1-like. NCBI's taxonomy places the organism in Eukaryota, Metazoa, Chordata, Actinopteri, Perciformes, Percidae. The record is from RefSeq and is a predicted model, not a curated record. Gene Ontology annotation, molecular function: UDP-glycosyltransferase activity. The transcript is spliced from 3 exons. Bases 121 to 1704 code for a protein of 527 amino acids.